Suillus clintonianus is the source of this 798-nucleotide messenger RNA. RefSeq names its product Aldo/keto reductase. The annotation marks the transcript as partial. The transcript has 9 exons. The record is from RefSeq and is a predicted model, not a curated record. NCBI's taxonomy places the organism in Eukaryota, Fungi, Basidiomycota, Agaricomycetes, Boletales, Suillaceae. Gene Ontology annotation, molecular function: oxidoreductase activity, acting on NAD(P)H as acceptor.
AUGCCAUUUGGCACCGUCACUCUCAACGAUGGAAACCAGUUACCCACAAUAGCCUUUGGCACGGGGUCCACCAUGAAAUUCAAGGAUGUCACAGACUACGUGGGCCAGGCUAUCGAGAAUGGAUUCUCCCAUAUCGAUACUGCACAGUAUUAUCAGACAGAAAGCUAUGUAGGCCUGGCUAUCAAAGAGAGUGGUCUUCCUCGUUCGAGUUUGUAUAUCACUACCAAAUACAGCUUUGCUGGAUCACCGCGGCAGGCUAUUCAACAAAGUCUGAACAAGAUUGGCCUUUCUUAUGUUGAUUUGUAUCUUGUGCACUUUCCGCAGCUCUUUUCUGACUUUGAGUCUGGGUGGCGAGAAUUUGAGAAGAUGAAGACAGAUGGAUUAACAAGGAGUAUCGGCGUUAGCAAUUUUACUCUAGAGGACCUUCAGAAACUCCUGAAGACUGCGGUUACGAAACCUGCUGUCAACCAAAUCAAAUUCCACCCUUACAACUAUGCUUCGCACAAAGCUUUGAUUGAAUAUUGCGUAAAACAGAAUAUUAUAGUGGAAGCAUAUGGAAGUUUGAACUCUAUUACGCAGAAUCCUGGGGGACCAGUCGAUGCGGUUGUCAACGCCGCUGCUAAGCGUAUUGGCGCAACCCCUAAUCAGGUGAUCUUUUCCUGGGUCAGAAGUAAAGGCGUAGCGAUUGUCACGACGAGUCGGAGCAAGGAACGCCUUCAGGAGUACUUCGCCGUUGAAGAUCUUCCCCCACUCACCGCUGAAGAAAUCGCUGCCAUCGAUGAAGCUGGUGCUAAAGGC